AUGUCAUAUACGGGUUCGACUGCCCGGCGUGCCCGCCGGGGGGCCUUCACUUUCAAUCCCAACUUAGCUUUGGGUUCGUCUUACUCAACCUCUUACUCAGGCAUCGGCGAAUCUCCAUCUUUGUCGAGCAGCGUAGCGGGCGCUGUUGUUCGGCAAGGCUCAGUCAGCGUCAAAGAAGAGGGCACGCUGACCAGUUGGGUAUGGAAGGUCAAAUGGCUCAUUCUCAAGGACAUGACCCUUACCCUCCAUAAAUCUGCCGGUGAGACCGCUCCCCAACAAAUCGUCAUCCUCCUCCGCGACAUCACAAGCAUCGACCGAACCGACCUCAAGCCAUACUGCCUACUCAUGGAGACACAGGACAGGAAACGGUACCACUUUUCGCUCAAGAGUGACGAAGAGCUGUAUGGCUGGCAAGACGAUAUCCACUCCCGCUCCCCGCUUCUGGGAUUCAGCAACCCAUACAACAUUGUCCACAAAGUCCAUGUUGGUUUUGAUCCAGUCAGUGGCGCGUUUACUGGGAUGCCCUAUCAAUGGAGCAAGCUACUCACCAAAUCUCGCGAGGACUAUGCCAAAGACCCCCAGGCAAUGCCCACGUUGUCUGCACCCCCAGCCUACCACUCGAUGCCAUCGUCUGCUCCGCCAGCAACAAAAAAGCACGAGAAAUACUACUACGAGGACGGAAACCUGGUUCUCCAAGCAGGUGAUACCCUUUUCCGGGUUUGGGAUGGUACAAUCCGCCGCCACGCCACUGCUUUUCCUCUGCCUACCGCCAAAAAACCUACAUCCGAUGAGAACCCGCUUGUCCUAGAGGAUGUUUCGACUGCCGAUUUCGAGCGACUAUUGUGGAUCCUCUAUCCACCUGUCCUGGGCCAAUGCCUUGCUUCGACCUCUGCCGACUGGACCGCCAUUCUCGCAUUAGCCACGAAGUAUUCGCUGUCGGACGUCAGGGACUUGGCGAUCCGGGAACUGGGAAAGCUUUCGCUCGACCCUGUGGAGAAAAUCGCAUUGCAGCAGAUGUAUACUAUCGACAGGAAGUGGGCCGGUGACGCUUUCAUCGCACUAUGUACCCGUGCGCCAGCGUUGAAAAUUGAAGAGGGCAAGAAACUUGGAAUUGAGAUGACUGUUCAGGUUGCUAGCGCUCGGGAAAAACUCAACAAAUGGGGUCGAAAGCCAGAGGAGAUCAAGAAAGUGGUGGCGGAAGUUUGGGGGAUCACUGUUGAAACACCAGUAGCUUGA
This is a messenger RNA of Mycena indigotica, 1236 nucleotides long. Its product is annotated as Non-specific serine/threonine protein kinase. NCBI's taxonomy places the organism in Eukaryota, Fungi, Basidiomycota, Agaricomycetes, Agaricales, Mycenaceae. The record is from RefSeq and is a predicted model, not a curated record. The transcript is spliced from 6 exons. The coding region runs from base 1 to 1236 and encodes 411 amino acids. Gene Ontology annotation, molecular function: protein serine/threonine kinase activity.